CUUUAAAUCCCAGAAGGACUGCUUUGGUGAAAUGAGUGAUAUUGAGGAUGAUAGCUUCAAUCCUGUUGUUAGUAGAACUAAUCAAACAUGCAGAAUCAAUAUACUUGAAGAGAUCAUUGAAGAUGCUAAAAGUAACAAGAAAAUUUUGUUUCAGACCAUGGAGUCUAUUAUGAACUUGAUGAAAGAAGUUGAACUCGAAGAGGCAGCUGCAGAACAAGCAAAAGAGGAAGCUGCAAGUGGGGCAUGGAAAUUCUCCUCAAGGUGGAGGAACUUAAACAGAUGCUGCCACAUGCAAAGGAAGCAAAUGACAUGCAUGCAGAAGUAUAUGGGGAGAAGGCAAUCCUAGUCACUGAAGUAAAGGAGCUUGAAAAUCGCUUACUCAGCUUAUCAGAUGAAAGAGAUAAAUCUCUUUCCAUUCUUGAUGAGAUGCGUCGAACCCUCAAAGCUCGACAAUUUGCUGCACAGGAGUUGAUGAGAGCAGCAGUGCAGGAAAAACUGGAAAAAGAAGAAUCUGCUCGUAAUGCUCUUGCUGAACAAGAACCAUUAUGGUGGGGGUGGUUGAAGAGUCCACGAUUCAAAGGCAGGAGGCGGAAGAAAAUUCCAAGGGUAGAAAUUUCUGUUAUUUGUGAGGAUAUACGAGUGCUUAAACAGAGGUUUGAUGAGCGCAUUCUAUUUAGUAAAUCAAUAUCCUCAAGCCAAACCAGCUGCAUCCUGGCCUCCUCCGGUUCAUCUCUGAAAAGUGCCACAUCAGAUCUUGGUUCCGGGCAGUGGGAAACAGCUAAAACCCCAAAGAAAAGAAGCCUGACACCAUCUGUUGAUGGACAAUCACCCAAAAGCAGAUCAUCAGAUGAAAGAAACAAAGCUGAUGGCAAAGAACUGUCGGAUGAUGGAUGGGGAAUUUUUGACAGAGACGCUGAAUUCUGA
Messenger RNA from Hibiscus syriacus, 924 nucleotides. RefSeq lists its product as uncharacterized. The transcript is spliced from 5 exons. Lineage: Eukaryota; Viridiplantae; Streptophyta; Magnoliopsida; Malvales; Malvaceae. The coding region runs from base 244 to 924 and encodes 226 amino acids. The record is from RefSeq and is a predicted model, not a curated record.